Debaryomyces fabryi is the source of this 2901-nucleotide messenger RNA. RefSeq names its product Sgd1p (gene SGD1). Gene Ontology annotation, biological process: ribosomal small subunit biogenesis. Gene Ontology annotation, cellular component: nucleolus. The coding region runs from base 1 to 2901 and encodes 966 amino acids. Gene Ontology annotation, molecular function: protein binding; RNA binding. The record is from RefSeq and is a predicted model, not a curated record. Lineage: Eukaryota; Fungi; Ascomycota; Pichiomycetes; Serinales; Debaryomycetaceae. The transcript has a single exon.
AUGGCAGUGAAUAAGUCAAGGGGAGAUGAUGAAUCUCGAGAAAUUAGAAUACCUUCUCUGCUUUUGGAUCAAAUAAAAAGCAAAGAAGAUAAGGGAGACUAUGCUGAUGAUGGUUCCAGAUAUACAAAGUUUGAUCAUAAGAUCGAUAAUAAGAAGAGGAAAGAAAAACCGAUAUCUAGAAAAGAGAAGAGGCAAGAGGAAAGAAGAUUGAAGAAGCAGAAAAAGAGUAAACUGACAUCGAAUAAAAAGCCAUCAAGUAAACCUAAGACCGAAAAGGUUGGAAUGAACCAAGAAGAUCCUCUAGCCGCAUUGCGUGCAUUAAAGGAAGCCAAAAGAGCUCAGAGAAGUCAUGAAACAAAGGAUCUGACAAUUAAGAUACUCAAAGAAGAAGAUUUGGAGGAUGAUCAACUAAGCGAAGAUAACGAUGAUUUUGGAGGGUUCAGUGAUGAUGAGAAUAUUGAUGACUUUAUUGAUGAUAGCAUAGAUGAAGAUGAUUUUGAUGAAGAAAGCUUCGAUGAAUCUAAUGCAUCAGAAGAAGAAGACCCAUUAGCGAAGCUUAAGAAAUUAAAGGAAAUGAAGAUGGCAAAAGCGAAUAAGACUACUGAAGAUCCUAUUGCUCAAUUGAAAGCUAUGAAAGAGAAAAAGGAUAAAGCAAAGAAAAGAGAGGACCCAAUUGCCCAGUUAAAAGCAUUAAAAGAAGAAAAGAAGAAAAAAUCAAGCAAGGAUAAGGAGUCAAAAAAAGAAAAAGAGGUAUCAUCUAUAUCUCCUCACGACCGUGAGUUGAUGAAGCGUGAUGAAGAUGACAUGGCAUUUUACGCCAAAAAAUUAGGAUUGAAGAAUGGUAAGAAUUCUAAAUUGCCAAAAUUAGGCGAGGAUGAUACAAUCGGUGGCUUAUUAGAUGGUUUGGAUUUAGAUUUUAUGGAUGAUGAAGGAUCUUUUAGUGAUGAUGAUAAUCAAGAAAACUCACACUCUAAAAAAGGGCCAAAACUUCCAUUCUCUUCUGAUGAUGAAUUAAGUGAAGGAGAUUUUGACGAUGAUGAUGAUGAUCUUGAUGACGACUUAGACGAACUUUCUGAUUAUGAUGAUCAAAAACCUCGUGUGAAGGAAAAUCCGUAUGUUGCACCUGUAGAUGACAACAAUAAAGACUACGAUACUGAAGAUGAGGGAGAUGGGGCUCCAAAAAAGUAUAUCCCACCAGCAUUACGCCGGAAAUUAGCAUUGGAAUCGAGUGAAACCUCUCCUGAGGUUAUGGCUUUGCGCAAAUCCAUAAAAGGUCCAUUGAAUAAAUUAUCCGAAGCAAACAUAAGCUCAAUCAUUAAUGAAAUUAGUUCCUUGUAUUUGUCAAACCCAAGACAUCUUGUUAGUGAAAAUUUGACUUCUAUUGUAUUAGAAAGUAUAUUACAGCAGGGAAGAUUAUUGGACACUUUUGUUUAUUUGCAUGCUACCCUCGUGGUUGCGAUUUAUCGUUUACAAGGAGUUGAAUUUGGGGCUCUUUUUAUUCAAACUUUAAUUGAGAAGUUUGAUAAUUACUAUGGACAGCCUACUAAAGGCAAAGAGAUUUCUAAUAUUGUCUCGCUUUUGUCUGCUGUUUAUACUUUUCAAUUAGUUUCAUCAAAGUUACUUUAUGACAUAAUUAAAUUCUUGAUUAAUGAUUUAAACGAAACAAAUGCCGAGUUGUUAUUAAGAAUAAUUAGAAAUUCUGGUAAUCAGAUGAGAACUGAUGACCCAACGGCUUUAAAAGAAAUAGUAUUAUUGACUAAUAAGGUUUCGUCUUCUAUGCUGUCAGAGAAGUUGAAUACAAGAACUCAAUUCUUGUUAGAAACUAUUGCUUCCUUAAAAAAUAAUAAAUUGAAAAAUACUAAUGAAGCUAGUCAUCACUUAACUAUCACAUUGAAGAAGUUUUUGGGUGGUGUUAAUAAUAAUAAAUUUAACGAUCCAAUUCAAGUGACCUUAGAGGAUAUCCAUAAUAUUGAUACCAGAGGUAAAUGGUGGUUAGUUGGAUCAGCAUGGAAGGGACAUGACCAUAUUGAAAACAAAACAGAAUCAACUUUCAAUGAAGAAGCAGUGAAUGAUAUCUUAGACAAUACUGAACCAAACUGGAUGGAGUUGGCUAGGUCGCAAAGGAUGAACACUGAUAUCAGAAGAGCAAUUUUUAUUUCAAUUAUGUCAGCUAAUGAUUAUGUUGAUGCAUUGACAAAGUUAGAUAAACUAGCAUUAAAGAGAUCGCAAGAGAGAGAAAUCCCAAGAGUAUUAAUUCAUUGUACUGGGGUGGAACCAGCGUGGAAUCCUUAUUAUGGUAUUUUGGCCAGCAAGCUCUGUGAUAAUCAUUCAAAUAGAAAAACAUUUCAAUUCAUGCUUUGGGAUUUAAUUAAGGACUUCGAGGGUUCUGAUGGUCAUGGGUCUGAUGACGAAGAUGAGGAUUUCUUAGGGUUUGAUACAAGUGAUGAAGAUGAUGAGUCAAGGUUGAAGAGGAUUUCUAAUUUGGGAAGAUUUUUCGGGUAUUUGUUGGCGGAGGGUUCUUUACCAUUACAUGUAUUGAAAUCUGUGAAUUUUUUAAUCGCAUCAAACGACACAGUCUUAUUUCUAGAAUUGGUAUUGUUGGUAUUUUUAGAUCAUGUUGGUAAAAAAUCUCAAAUAAACUCUGUUGGGGCUGGCUUAACAGGUUCAAGGACUGGAAAAACUAUGUAUGAACAAAAGUAUGAUGACAAGAUUUUAAUAGAGAGGCUAAUCAAAGCUCAAGAACAGCAAACUUUAUUGAGAGGUCUUCAAUAUUUCUUGCAAGACAAAGUUAAGGCAAGUGAUUUUAUAAGUGGGAAAAAGCAACGUAAAAGGAUCGAAUGGGGUGUGGAUGCUAUGUGUGAUAUUAUAGAUGAAUUUUUGAAGGCAGGUGAUGAUCUGUAA